AAGUUGUAAAAAGCAUAUUUACGCGUGUUUUUUACCAAUCACUCAAUGCUCAUACAUUUAUAAGUAUCAGGAGUUAUAGUACAUGUAUAAAUGCAUUCUACCUACUGCUCCACAGUCACCAAUGGCGACUGAAACCCGCUUUGUUAGUUACUUCUGAUUUGUUUUUGAUCUAGCUUAGGCUACUUAGCUGGUUGUUGAAGGGUGAAUUUAUGCUAAAUAGUUUAAUACGUGAUCAUUCAUUAGAGCUUUGAUCUCUUGUUUCCACUGACUAUUUACUAGAAGACUCAUACAUGGUGGUUGAUGCAACAACAACAACCAUUUCUAUCACAAGAAACAGAAAAAAAAGUUUAAUUAUGACUUAAUUAUGUAGCUUGUAGGUUUGUCAGGCAAUUGCAUUGUUACGUAAUAAUACAGUUAAAUUGGUAUUUAACGAAUGUUGUUUUAUGUACAGAUCCUGCAGAACAGUUUCAAAUCACCAAUGGCUUGGGCACUUUAUGUGAAUGGGAUACCAAUGGGUCCACAAUAUUGUAACAUCACAUUCUUACUGAAUCUAGUAACUCAUUAUGCCAUUUUGAAAAAGAGGGUAUAACUGUUAGCUUUAAAGAUAAUGUUGGUCUUAUCACCAAGUUUAUUAAAACAUCUAACUUCCUUCUACGUUGCAGCCAACUCAAAAUGACACUGGUUCAUACACAUUGACAGUGACAUCAUCAACUUUUACUCCUGUCAUCUUCCCAUUCACAAUUCUUGUUUCAAAUCCUAUUGUAGUUCCUAUAGAUAACACAGCUACUAUUGUUGGGGCAGUUCUUGGUUCAAUAAUUGCGAUUCUUCUGAUCAUAAACACAUUUGUAAUAUAAUAGUUUAUCCAAGUGUAUAUAUUACAGAUUAUGUGGAGUUGAACCGAUCAAGCGCAACCAGCCAACCUAUUGUGAGAUUUCAACAAGUUAUGAAAAUCUGAAGAACAAUGUCAAUGUAACAAGAGUUAAAGUGUAGAUUUUGUACACAAUUAAAAUGAGUAUCCAAACAAUAAUGCUGAUGAUAUUUGGAGGCUUGGUUGCUACAGGUGAUGUCAUCAAUCUACCAGCACCUGGUAACACUGCAACAAGAGCAAUUGGUAUAACCAACCUUAAGAUAUCAACAACAAUAUCAACAACAAUCUAUGAUACAUGUGUAUGGACUUAUGGAAUCAAACUGCAGACCUUUUAUAGCAAAAACUUUGGUCCUUGCUUGACACCUAGCAAUGCUGAAGUAGCAGUUACUUGUACUGACAGUGGUGGGACUGUGACAUCACAACUACGAUUCAUUCAAGCUAUCAAUGCUAGUUUCAACGUAACUGUUGACUGCGACACAACAACAGUUUCAUUUCUUACUGUGAUUAUACAAGCAUGUUCAUCUCCAACACCCAACAAUGUUCCAGUCAACCCAUCAAGUGGUGUCUACAACGAUCAAGCUAACUUCCAGUGUUCUCAUGGUUCAACUUUAUUUAACAUGGAUGGAACAACUGGAAACACUGCAACCAAAUGCCUUGCUACAGCAGAGUGGGAGAAUGAAAAUAUAGUUCAAUGUUGGUCAGCACCAACUGCUACAUUGAUUGGUAACAAUACCAUUUGUGCUGGAAACUUUGCUACAUUCCAAUGUACUGCAUCUGUGGGUGUCCCUUCUUUGGAUAGAGUUGAAAUUUAUUUCAAUAAUCAAAAUCAAACGUUGGUUGGAAACACAUGGACAAGCAAUCCACUGAGUAGUUCAAACAAUGGAGAUAUAGUGGAAUGUAGAGCUAUAAAUAGCUACACUGCCAUGCAGGAAUAUACAAACUUGGGAAGAGACAGCAAGACAUUGAUUAUACACUAUGCAGCUGAAGGAUUUGCAGUGAAUGAUGUCACAACCAGCCACAAGUAACAUAUGUACAUGGUAUAUUGCCCCACCUGGUCCAAGAUCAUGUACCAUCACAUUCUCACUUAACCCAACUACUUAUACAACCACUUUAACAAAGGAUGGUAAGUCUCCCAUCAGUGUUCUAUUUUUUUUUCAAUUUCUGCCGACCGCAAAUUAUGACGUCACGUAUUUCCGCGAAAAUUACGACUUUCGUAAAUACUGUGUGCAUUCGUACGAUGGUUCGCUGACAUAAUCACUAAUCAGUGAUUCAGCUAAUCAGUU
Ciona intestinalis (vase tunicate) is the source of this 2151-nucleotide messenger RNA. The record is from RefSeq and is a predicted model, not a curated record. Lineage: Eukaryota; Metazoa; Chordata; Ascidiacea; Phlebobranchia; Cionidae.